Molecule: messenger RNA, 450 nt
Organism: Lachancea thermotolerans CBS 6340
Lineage: Eukaryota; Fungi; Ascomycota; Saccharomycetes; Saccharomycetales; Saccharomycetaceae
Gene: APQ12
Product: Apq12p
Exons: 1
Coding region: 1-450 (149 amino acids)
Source: RefSeq, a predicted model, not a curated record
AUGGAACCGAAAUACGAACAGGUGCAAGCUGCGAUCUCAUGGUUUGCGUCUUACGUUCUCCGCACGCUCGCAUGGAUUCUCCCUCUGACCUAUCGGUUUGCGCAGUCGCAUCCCACUAUCACAAACAUACUAGGCUACAUGCUUUCCGCAUACAUCUUGUGGAAAGUUGUAUGCCACCUGUGGGCUAUAAUCAAAAAGCUGCUGCUCGUGGCGGCGGUGCUUUUCUCCGUGCUCCUGUGGUAUAGAGGCUUGCAUCAGGUACUGUCCGUGGACGCGCCUAUUCUCCUCGAAUACCUCCGCAACGACUCGUACCUCCGAGACCGGUGGUCUCAAGCAGUGCGGGCGAUGAACCCUACCUACCUGGGAAUUUACUCACCCUUCUUACUAGGACAACAUCUUCAAGAGCUACGUAAUCGCAGCUUACGAUUUCUGGCCAGCGCCUCUAAUUGA